AUGGCAGGCAAUAUGCGACAGCCUAUUGAUGUAGAAGUCUUUACGAAGUAUGUUCAAGCGAACAUUCCUGCCAUCAGCGUACCGCUACGUUUGAAGCAGUUUAGCCAUGGGCAAUCCAACCCGACGUACGAAAUCACGUCGGCUACCGGCUCAAAAUAUGUACUGCGAAAGAAGCCACCAGGCAAGAUACUCUCUGAAAGCGCGCACCAAAUUGAGCGCGAAUAUCGGGUCAUCAAAGCCCUUGAAAACACGAACGUGCCGGUUCCGAAGACAUAUGGAUUCUGCGCAGAUGAAAGUGUCCUUGGGACACCGUUCUACAUCAUGGAGUUUCUGGACGGCAGGAUCUUCGAGGAUGCAUGGUUGCCGGAUCAAACCCCAGAAGAACGUACCCUGAUAUGGAAAGAGGCAGUACGUACACUGGCGAAGCUGCACACAGUCGACCCAUCGGCAGUCGGUCUAGACGACUGGAAGAGACCCACCCGCUUCUACAGCCGCCAGGUCAAGGCACUCUCGAAGGUCUCCGCUGCGCAAGCUCAAGUUAGAAACACCUCUACGGGUCGGGAGGUGGGCAAAUUGCCUUACCUCGAUGAUCUGGUGUCAUUCUUCGCCAACGAGAGCUCUCAGCCGACCGAACGUAAGGCGCUCGUGCAUGGAGACUACAAGCUCGACAAUCUAGUCUUCCACAAGACCGAGGCCCGUGUCAUUGGCAUUUUAGACUGGGAGAUGGCCACCGAAGGGCAUCCGACGUCCGAUCUGAUCAACUUGACCGCCUCGUUCAACUGGUCGGCAAUGCAGGUACCAAUGCUCAUCGAGCAGACCUUGACCGAUGAACUAAAGGAAGUUCAAGAGAAAUUCCGUCAGGGCAACGUGCCGGGAAUCCCGAGUCUUGCCGAGUGCUAUGCCUGGUACGGCGAUGGCGUCGGCUGGAAUCCUGAGUCAGGCGCGGAUUGGGCCGUGGCCUUCAACCUCUUCAGGACUGCCGUCAUCAUGCAAGGCAUUACCGCACGCCAGGCACAGGGCCAGGCGAGCGGGAUCAAGGCUGCGCGAUUUGCGUUGCAGACUAUGCCGUAUGCGCUAUGGUCUCGCACCAGUGUGGAGAGCAUCAAGCGCAAAGGGUUGGAUGUGCGGGGAAAGCUCUGA
Molecule: messenger RNA, 1140 nt
Organism: Boeremia exigua
Lineage: Eukaryota; Fungi; Ascomycota; Dothideomycetes; Pleosporales; Didymellaceae
Product: kinase-like domain-containing protein
Exons: 3
Coding region: 1-1140 (379 amino acids)
Source: RefSeq, a predicted model, not a curated record